Xyrauchen texanus (razorback sucker) is the source of this 6441-nucleotide messenger RNA. Its product is annotated as zinc finger protein 341-like. NCBI's taxonomy places the organism in Eukaryota, Metazoa, Chordata, Actinopteri, Cypriniformes, Catostomidae. Bases 24 to 2612 code for a protein of 862 amino acids. The record is from RefSeq and is a predicted model, not a curated record. The transcript is spliced from 15 exons.
GUUAUGAACAGAGGAGCUACAAGAUGGCGCAGGCAAUAUUUGAGGUUCUGGAAGGCAUGGACAAUCAGACGGUCCUCAAUGUCCAGUCAUUGUUAGACGGUCAAGCAGGUGUUCUGGACCCCAACACACAGAAUGUCUCAGGAACGACCAUCCAACCAAUGGAUGAUGAGGACGUGUUUCUCUGUGGGAAAUGUAAGAAGCAGUUUAACUCAUUACCAGCGUUCAUGACCCACAAGCGAGACCAGUGUCAAUCCAACGCCCCAUCACUGGCCACCGUCUCUCUGGCCUCCAACAAUGCCUACACAUCUGUACCUUCCAUCAGCACGGGUCCACAGCUGCCCCCUAACAGACAGGUCUCUACGUACAUAACCGUGCCACAGUCUCCUCUCACACACACACUGGUGCAGGGUAACGUGUUGGUCAGUGAUGAGGUGUUGAUGUCGGCCAUCUCAGCAUUCGGCUCUCUGGAUCAGCCAAUGGCCACCAUGCAUGGAUCCAUACAGAGUAAUCUCAGUAUGCAUGCGGGAACCUCGUACCUGCAGCACCAUCAGCAGCCUCCACAGCCCCUCCCACACAACCAGACCACGCCCCUUUCCUCACAGGUGCCCUCCAGUAACAGUAAUUCAAUAGUGCAGGUGUACAGCACACUGUCGUCUAUGGUUGGAGGUGGUACUGCAGAGGUGCCUACACUGGGUCUGCAGUCAUUUCAGUCUGUUCAGGUGCCCAGUCAGUGUGUGGAGAGUCAGGUGUUCAGCACGGCUUCAGUGUACAGCCCUGGAAAACAGACCACCAAAAACAAAUCCUGCACCAUCAGCACAAACCUCUCUGAGCUUGGAGAAUACGACAAGGUCAUCAUCCCCAAGAGAACCAGAACCUCCAAGAAAACCCUGGAUGGUCAAACAAAAGGAAAAGCUCAGAAACUCAAAUGCAAUUACUGUAGCAAAGUAUUUACCAAGAAUUUUGACCUUCAGCAACAUAUUCGCAGUCACACAGGUGAGAAACCCUUCCAGUGUAUCGUGUGCGGCCGAGCCUUCGCUCAGAAGUCCAAUGUGAAGAAACACAUGCAGACACACAAAGUCUGGCCCACUGGAGUCCACAGCAGUGCCUCCAGGUUGCCCAUCACAGUACGAGUACUUCCAAUGAACAACGACGAGAACUCGCAGCAGACGGAGCAAGAGACACAGGAACAAGCUGUAGAGGAGAGAGACGGUGAGACGCAGGUGGAGACACAGAGCUCGGUGGAGGCCAAACAGACUGGAAACCAGAACAAACAGAUCAUCCUGAUCGACAGCUCAUAUCAGUGUCAGUUCUGCUCGACCAAAUUCAGCACCUACUUCCAGCUUAAGUCUCACAUGACCCAGCACAAGAACGAACAGGUGUACCGCUGUGUAGUGAAGAGCUGCUCUCAGACCUUUCAGAAGUUGGAUCAGUUUCUCGAGCACAUUCACACACACCAAGAGCAGCUGACGUACCGCUGUCACCAGUGCAGUAAAGUGUUUCCUUCGCUCUUUGACCUGGGACUACACCAGUACUCGCACAGCUUCUGUCCUCAACAGAACCAGCGCAGAGACACCAACUACUACGGGUUAAACCCACAUACACCACAACAUUACAUCUUUAACAUCUGCAUUCAUGCAUUUGGCAGAUGCUACCAGUCAAGCCAAAUGAACACUUUGAAUACAAGUUUUGUUGUCGUUUUUGUGUACAGAUGUAUGAAGUGUCAGAGUAAAUAUUCCACACAGGAAGCUCUUGAACAGCAUCUGCUGAACGCGAUACAUAACUACCCCUGCCCUCAUUGCCAGAAGGUCUUUCCCUGCGAGCGGUAUUUACGCAGACAUCUCCAGACGCACGGUGUCGGGGGGAAAUUUAAAUGUCAGAUUUGUAAAAAGUUCUUCAAAACCGAACACUACCUCAAACUACACACACAGAUCCACUCAGGAGAGAAGCCGUAUAAAUGUUCUGUGUGUGAGGCCACCUUCAACAGGAAAGACAAAGUGAAGAGACACAUGCUGAUUCACGAGCCUUUCAAGAAAUAUAAAUGCCCCUUCAAAACUCACGUGGGCUGCACCAAAGAGUUCAACCGGCCGGACAAACUGAAAGCUCAUAUUCUCUCUCAUUCAGGUAUUAAACCAUAUAAGUGCCAGUUCUGUCAGAAGUCGUUCAGUCGUCGCGCACACAUGCUGGAGCAUCAGCGCUCGCACACAAAUAACUAUCGCUUCCGAUGCGCCGCCUGUAACAAGGGCUUCACCCGCAACAAUUACUACAGAGAACACAAGUGCCCGCUGGCAGGGGCUCCAACAGGGGACAUGGAGGGGGCACAAGGGUCGCAAGGACAAGGGAACAACAGCGAGGGUACAGGGGACGGAUCACCUGACAUUGAACCAGAUGAACACGGAGAAACUGCAGAUGAGGAAGAGGACGAGGAUGGGGAGACGCAGCAGGAUGAAAUUACAGGAAUGACUGGAGAACAGAAGCAGAUGGGAGGAGAGGAGGAGGAGGAAGGAGGGAGGGCUGAUGGUUUGGAGGGCGGGGCAGGGCUGGAUCACAUGCAGGAAGGAGGCGGAGCUAUCAGGCUGCUGUCUGAACCCAUGUGCUUUCAAACAGAUGACUGAUGGAGAACAUCGAAAGAGAUGCAGCUGAAGUGAAAUGCAAAAAUGAGGAUUUCUUUUGUUUGGCAAACAGGUAGUCCCGCCCCCAAAAUUACACCGUUGGUUAAGCCAAUGUGUUGGGCUGCUCAUACUAAUUGCAAUUCCGUUUGGUUCCACUAGAGGUGAGAAAAUGACACACUGCUGAUUGAAAUUUAGGCCUCUGAAUACAUGCUGGUACAAAGAUAUUUAAUAUAAAUUAAGAUAUUGGAAUGGGUGACGUGGUCUGUGAUAUUCCCUGCACUCAAACCGAGUUUGUUGUGUCAUCUUGUUUACAAAUCUUCAGUUGGCAGAGCUUCACAAACCUUAGAUGGCUUUAGGGACCUUCGAAGUCAGUGAUGUUUUCUAUUAGCUAUCGAAAUUCAGGGUGGUCGACCAAUAUGGGCGCACUGAAGCAACCCCAGAUCAUAACACUGCCUUAAAUCCAAACUGUGACUUAUUCUUGGUUUUUUGGGCUAAAGUGUUGACUAUAAGUGUUGACCUAAUCUAUUGGUGGAUUUUGGAAUUGGCUUUAAUAUCAAAAUGGCCAAAUAUCGCCAGAUUAAUCAGCCUGGCUGAUAUAUCGGUCCAUCCCCGUUUAUAAUCGAUAAAGUUUUGUUUUAUAUUAAAACGUUACUGCUCAUUUCUUUUUUUCUCAGCGUUGAGAACUCCAUCUUGUAGAUACCGUUUUGAUAAUAAACAUGGUUGAUUGUCUACAGUUGUCGUUUGUUUACCUUCUAUGUUGCAUGUCUUGCACUUUGGCCUAACAGAUAUGACUUUAGCGAACACCAGCGCAAGGAAAUGGCCAAAUCCAUCUCUGUUCAGUUACAGGGGUGUUCACAAAGGACGCCGCCAUGGAGCGAAUAGUUAUUCAUUUGUUUGUCUACGACACGUGCGUAAGAGUGGACGUCUUUGACCGUUGUUUUUCAGCACCUCACGCCAUGAGCAUUGUUUUCAAGACGUAUUUUAAAACACUUAGUUCCAUUUCAUUGUUUUUGUCCUCAGGAAAGUAUGCUGUGUGAACGCCCCCUUUGAGGAUGCACUUUUAAUAAUGGUUUCUUAUAGGCAGUAACUACAUCUGAUGAGAAAAACACCAAAUGCAAAAUGUUUCCCAUUGAAUUAUUUAUUCAGUAUUUGUUUUUUCUUCACAUUUAUCUAGUAAAUAAAUCUCUGAGGUGACUCUGAAGGCAGUCACUUCUACUUUAUUACUAAAAUCGUUUUAUUUACUUUUAUUUUUUCAUUGUAUGUAUUUUUUAGGAGAACGAGUAUUCACACCAUGUACAGUAUUCGGCUCAUAUACAGAGUGAAAGUGGUUUGAUUUACACGGAGCAGUUGGAAGAAGAGAAGAAAUCAUAAAAAUAAGUCAUAUCACAGUUAACAACAAUCAUCCCAAGGAUUUCAUUUGUUAAAAUCUGGUUAUGGAUCAGUAACUGUUUUCCAAUAAAUAUUCAACGUUGCUUUCUAUGCUGAAAAUCAAACAGAUAUCGAUCCUUAUCAGAUGCAUCCAAGUGAUUAUUCAUAAGCCUUCACCGCUAAAUAAUUUUCUUGUUUCCAGUAAAAAUAUCAACAUAUCCUGAAACAAAGUCAAUUGACAUGUUUUCCGAGAAUAUAAUAAAUAAUGGGUUUAUUUCUUAGUUUAUGCAUAAAUCCAAUUCGUUUUAGAUUUAUGCAUAGACAUCUUAUGCCAUUUUGCUUCUGGAUGUUUCAAUAUUUUUACUGAAAGUCAAGACAACAAAUACUGCCUUUAUUUAUUUAUUUAUUGCAGUGAUUAUCACUCAUAAUGUGCUGCACUGAACUACAGUACUGUGGUAAAUCAUGACAGGCUUUUGUGCUCAACAGCGCCGGUUUAGACUAAAAUCACUUUAAAUGAUCCCAGAAGCAUGGACAACUGCUCUCUGAACAGCCGAAGAGAUCUCCAGAAUAUGUAAAAAUGUACCUGUAAAAUUCAGACGUCCUAUAGAACUAGAGCGUUUGAUACUCUUGAUGUUCUUACAUAAAUGCUGCACUCAAACCCCGUGGAAAUUUAGUCCAAAAUAAUAAAUUGCAUAAUGAUUUCAGUGAAAUAAUUCAGUACUCUGAGCUUGUGCUUACAGACGACUGAAAUCAGCCACAAUCAGAGAUGGAGGUAUUAAAACUCCUGGAAUACUCUACAGGAAAUCCUUGAGUUUCCAGGCAUCACGGGAAUAUUUAUAAUUGUUUUACCAUUUUAAAAUUGGAUAGCAAUCUGUUUAACACUUCAAGGGUGAAUCUCAACAAGAAUUGCUGUGUGUUAAGACAAUUAAGCCUAUUUUUUAGAACUAUAAAGAUUUUAUUUUUGCAUUGUGACAUUAAAGCAUUUACAGUUGAAGUCAAACGUUUACAUACACUGAGGUUGAAGUCAUUAAAACUCAUUUUUUAACCACUCCACUGCUUUCAUAUUAGCUAACUAUAGUUUUGGCAAGUCGUUAAGAACAUCUACUUUGUGCAUGACACGAGUAAUGUUUCCAACGGUUGUUUACAGACAGAUUGUUUCACUUUUAAUUGACUAUAUCACAAUUCCAGUGGAUCAGAAGUUCACAUACACUAAGUUAACUGUGCCUUUAAGCAGCUUGGAAAAUUCCAGAAAAUGAUGUCAAGCCUUUAGGCAAUUAGAUUCAAAUAAGAGGUGUACUGAAUUGGAGGUGUCCACAGUUAAACGUGUCCUAGUCCUAUAUCGACAUACCCUGAAAGUGUGAAAAGUGCAAAUCAAUCCCAGAACAUCAGUAAAGGACCUUAUGAAGAUGCUGGAGGAAACAGGUAGACAUGUAUCUAUAUCCACAGUAACACGAGUCCUAUAUCAACAUCACCUGAAAGGCUGCUCAGCAAGGAAGAAGCCACUGCUCCAAAACCACCAUAAAAAAGCCAGACUACAGUUUGUAAGUGCACAUGAGAACAAAGAUCUUACUUUCUGGAGAAAUGUCCUCUAGUCUAAUGUAACAAAUAUUGAAUUGUUUGGUCAUAAUGACCAUCAUUAUGUUUGGAGGAAAAAAGGGUGAGACUUGCCAACCGAAGAAAACCAUCCCAACUGUGAAGCAUGGGGGUGCAGCAUCAUGUUGUGGGGGUGCUUUGCUGCAGGAGGGACUGGUGCACUUCACUUAAUAGAUGACAUCAUGAGGAAGGAAAAUUAUGUGGAUAUAUUGAAGCAACAUCUCAAGAAAUCAGCCAUGAAGUUUAAGAUCAGUCUCAAAUGGUUCUUCCUAAUGGACAAUGACCCCAAGCACACCUCCAAAGUUGUGGCAAAAUGACUUAAAGACAACUGAGCAAGGAGGUCUACAACCCUGACUCAGUUACAUCAGUUCUGUCUGGAGGAAUGGGCCAAAAUUUCCAGCAACUUAUUGUUAGAAGCUCGUUGAAGGACCCAAAACAUUUGACCCAAGUUAAACAAUUUAAAGGCAAUGCUGCCAAAUACUAACAAAGUGUGUGUAAACUUCUGACCCACUGAGGAUGAGCUUAAAUAAAUAAUUCUCUCUACUAUUAUUCUGACAUUUAGUGAUCCUAACUGACCUAAAAUAGGGAAUGUUUUCUAUGAUUAUCAGGAAUUGUGAAAAACUGAGUUUAACUGUAUUUGGAUACGGUGUAUUUAGACUUCUGACUUCAACUCUAUAUACUAUUAAAAAUAAUUUUUUUAAAGCAACAAAAAUUAAAUUCAAUACAACAACUACUAUUAUAUUUACAUUGUAUAUUACAAAUGUACAUUACAAUUGAAAUCAUAUAAUGUUUCCACAUUACAAUAUUGAGCAUUUUGGGGGUAAAAGUCACUAAAUUGCCAUGAAAAUAAUGUAAAAAUGCAAAAUAAAUU